AUGACCAGUGCAGACCAAUGGACUCAAAAGUUGGAUAACCCAACGCUGAGUGUUCUUCCCCACGAUUUUUUGCGUCCUCACAGUGAACCUCUAGUUCAGCAACAAGAAAAAUGUGUUCAGGUACCGCAGCUGGAACUCCCACAUGGCAAGGACGCUUACACGGCGCUCUUAGCCGUUUGGGCGUCUCUCAUGUUUAGACUAACCGGUGAUGAUGACAUUGUGCUGCUGGUACGUGACAACAAAGUAUUGAGAUUCACUUUUCAGCCAACCUGGACUUUCGUCGAGCUAUAUGCCACUAUUACCCAGGAGCUAGCUACUCUGGAAACUCUACCAGCCGUCAAUAUUGACGAGCUUUCUCAAUAUAUGCAAAGAGUCCAAGACAAGGAACUUCCAGUGCAAUUGUUCCGUUUAGGGUGCAUACAAGACCAACCCAAUUUCUCCCUGCAAAAUCAAUUUGAUACCCAACUACUCGACCUGACUGUAAAUUUACAAGGCAAGUCGACUUUGACCGUUGUGUAUAAUGGUCUACUUUACUCCGAUCAAAGAAUUGAGAUAUUAUUGUCACAAUUAACAGUGUUUCUUUCUGCGGUGCUGCAAGAUGACUCAAAGAUUGUAACCAAGGUCUCUCUGAUCACUAAUGCGGAUACAUCGAUUCUACCAAACCCAACCGCCGAUUUGGGCUGGUGUGAUUUUGCAGGCUGUAUCCAAGAUAUUUUCCAGGACAAUGCCGCAAAAUUUCCUCAGCGCACCUGCGUAGUUGAAACGCCUAGUUCCCAGUCUGGCAUGGAGCCCAGAAUAUUUACCUAUCAAGAUAUUAAUCAAGCCUCAAACGUGGUGGCCCAUUACCUGAUCGAUACAGGUAUCAAGAGAGGCGAUGUUGUAAUGAUUUAUUCCUCAAGAGGUGUAGAUUUGAUGGUGUGUGUCCUUGGGGUCUUAAAGGCCGGUGCUACCUUUUCUGUUAUUGAUCCCGCAUAUCCGCCAGCAAGACAAACCAUUUACCUUGGCGUCGCAAAGCCCAAGGGGCUGAUCGUCAUUAGGGCGGCGGGCCAGUUGGACCAAUUGGUUGAGGACUACAUCUCAAAAGAACUCGAUAUCAUAUCCAGAAUACCAUCUAUCGCUAUUCAAGCAAAGGGUACAGUGGAAGGUGGACGAUUAUCAGGAGCUGAGGCCGACUGUUUAACGAGAUUUGAAAGCUUCAAGAAUACCCCAUCCGGCGUCGUGGUUGGCCCCGAUAGCAACCCGACCCUAUCUUUCACCUCAGGAUCUGAAGGUAUUCCAAAAGGUGUCCUAGGCAGACACUUCUCUCUUGCUUACUACUUCAAGUGGAUGUCAAAACAGUUCAAUCUCUCAGAAAAAGACAAAUUUACUAUGCUUUCUGGUAUCGCCCACGACCCUAUCCAAAGAGACAUGUUUACUCCCUUGUUCUUGGGUGCUCAGCUUCUAGUGCCUACUGAAGAUGACAUUGGUACCCCUGGACAAUUAGCGGAAUGGAUGAACAAGUAUGGUGCAACCAUUACUCACUUGACCCCCGCUAUGGGUCAGCUUCUCACAGCGCAAGCGACUUCUCCAAUUCCUUCAUUGCACCAUGCUUUUUUUGUCGGUGAUAUUCUAACCAAAAGAGACUGUUUGAGACUUCAGACCUUGGCUGAAAACGUGCGGAUUGUUAAUAUGUAUGGUACAACCGAGACUCAAAGAGCAGUGUCGUUCUAUGAGGUCAAAUCAAGGUCCGAGGAUCCAUUCUUUUUGAAAAGUUUGAAAGAUGUCAUGCCUGCAGGGAAGGGUAUGCUUAACGUGCAAUUGCUAGUUGUUAACAGAAAUGACAGAUCUCAGAUUUGUGGGGUUGGCGAAGUUGGAGAGAUCUAUGUGCGGGCUGGUGGGUUGGCCGAAGGCUACCGUGGCCUUCCUGAUUUGAAUAAAGAAAAGUUUGUCCAAAACUGGUUUGUGGACCCAAGUCAUUGGGAUUCAAUAGAUAAGAACACCAAUAAACCCUGGAAGCAAUUUUGGUACGGACCCCGCGACCGUCUGUAUCGAACGGGUGACUUGGGCCGUUACACCCCGGAAGGAAACUGCGAGUGUUGUGGACGCGCUGAUGAUCAAGUUAAAAUUCGUGGAUUCAGAAUUGAAUUAGGGGAAAUAGAUACACAUAUUUCUCAAUAUCCACUCGUCCGCGAGAACAUCACGCUAGUCCGGAAAAACAGUGAAAACGAACCGACACUAAUAACUUUUAUGGUUCCCAGGUUCGACAAACCUGACGAACUUUCAAAAUUUGAAUCUGAAAUCUCUGAGGAUGUUGCUAAGGAUGCAGUGGUAAAGGGCCUUGUCAAAUAUAGAUCACUUUCCAGAAAUAUAAAAGAGGCCUUGAAAAAGCGUCUGGCAAGUUAUGCAAUUCCCUCGGUUAUCAUCGUCCUCGAAAAGCUACCAUUAAAUCCUAACGGGAAGGUCGACAAACCAAAGUUGCAGUUUCCAAGCCAAAAGCAAUUAGCCCUUGCCGCAGAUAACUCUUUUGUUGAUGUAGAUGACUCUGACUUUUCUAACACCGAAAAGGAGGUUCGUGAUUUGUGGUUGGACGUGUUACCCACAAGACCAUCCUCCAUUUCUCCAGAAGACACGUUCUUUGAUCUUGGUGGACAUUCGAUUCUCGCUACAAAGAUGAUUUUCAGUUUGAGAAAGAAGCUCAAUGUUGAAUUGCCACUCGGGACCAUUUUCAAGUACCCUACCAUUAAGUUAUUUGCUGCUGAAGUGGAAAAGGUCAGAACAUCGGAGCGUAGCGUGGAGACAAUUACCAGUACUGCCGAUUACUAUGGAGACGCCAAGCAACUUGUUGAAACAAUGAUCCCCGAGAUUUACCCAUCGCGUCCUAACUUGAGGUCAACAAAUUCGGAUACAAUAAAUGUUUUUGUCACAGGUGUGACGGGCUUUUUAGGUUCUUAUAUCUUGGCCGACUUACUGAACAGACCAACUUCUGGCCAAAAUAUUAGGGUGUUUGCUCAUGUGCGGGCCCAGGAUGAGACCAGUGGCAUGGAACGUCUUGCUAAAGCUGGAGUUACUUACGGCACCUGGUCAGAACGAUUCACUUCUCGCAUACAGGUUGUAUUGGGAGAUUUGUCGAAACCUCAAUUUGACAUGGAUGAUAAAGACUGGGAGUACUUAGCAAAUAACAUUGACGUCAUUAUUCACAACGGUGCAUUGGUGCACUGGGUCUUCCCUUACGCAAAAUUGAGAGACGCGAAUGUAAUCUCUACUGUUAAUGUCAUGAAUCUGGCUGCCACCGGCUCGAAGGCAAAAUACUUUACAUUUGUCUCAUCUACAUCUACUAUCGAUACCACACACUACUUCGACUUGUCAGACAGACUUGCUGCAGAGGGCAAAGGUUUACCCGAAAGCGACGAUUUGAUGGGAUCUGCGACAGGGCUGGGUGGUGGAUACGGGCAAUCGAAAUGGGCUGCUGAAUACAUAAUCAGACGUGCCGGCGAGCGCGGAUUGCGCGGCUGUAUUGUAAGACCCGGCUACGUCACCGGUGCAUCCGCUAAUGGUUCAUCAAACACUGAUGAUUUCCUGUUAAGAUGUUUGAAAGGGGUUGUACAACUAGGUAAAAUCCCGGAUAUCAGAAAUACGGUUAAUAUGGUCCCAGUUGACCAAGUAGCUAGAGUAGUAACCGCUACAGCUCUAUUUCCCCCUUCGGGAAGCACGCUUGAGGUCGCCCACGUUACCGCUCAUCCUCGGUGUUUGUUUACUGAUUACAUGAAUGAAUUGAAGGAAUACGGUUACGCAGUUGAGGUUGAAAGCUAUGAUAAAUGGAGAAAAGACCUUGAAGAUUCUGUCAUAAGUCGCAACGAAGAGAAUGCGCUGUACCCACUUUUGCAUAUGGUUUUGGACAACCUACCGGAAAACACCAAAGCUCCAGAGUUGGAUGAUUCAAAUGCCAUCAUUUCAUUAAAAAAAGACGCAGAAUGGACGGGCGAAGAUCUCUCAGGUGGCAAAGGUGCUACUCCAGAGCAAAUCGGUAUUUAUAUCGCCUUCUUGAACAAAGUUGGAUUUCUGCCUCCUCCUCAAUCAAAAGGAAGGUUGGCCAUUCCUGAUAUUGAAUUAUCGGAAGAACAGAUCAACCUUGUUGCCUCAGGCGCGGGUGCUCGUGGUAGCUCUGCCGCGAAUUAA
Messenger RNA from Lachancea dasiensis, 4155 nucleotides. Lineage: Eukaryota; Fungi; Ascomycota; Saccharomycetes; Saccharomycetales; Saccharomycetaceae. The record is from the annotation of a GenBank genome assembly.